ACUUUACUAUAUCUGCAGAUGGAGAACAAAUUAACAGAAAACCCCAAUAUCACUGCCACGGUGGAAUUUAUUCUCCUAGGGUUUUCUGAUGUUCCUAAUCUCCAAUGGAUCCUUUUCGGGAUAUUUUUAGUCAUCUAUCUGACUAUCCUGAUGUGCAAUGGCAUCAUAAUUUUGAUAACAAGAAUUGAUCCUGCUCUCCAGAUCCCUAUGUAUUUUUUUCUGAGCACUUUUUCUUUUUUAGAAAUCUGUUAUGUAAGCGUCACUGUCCCAAGAAUGCUCGUGGACCUACUAACCCAGAAAGGAAACAUUUCUUUCUUUGCCUGUGCUACACAAAUGUGUUUUGUCCUGAUGUUUGGAGGCUCAGAGUGUCUCCUCCUGGCCGUGAUGGCCUAUGACCGCUAUGUAGCCAUCUGUAGCCCUCUGCACUACCCUCUAGUCAUGAACCACAGGGUCUGCGUCCAACUGGUGAUCGCCUCCUGGAUGGGUGGAGUUCCAGUUGUAAUUGGGCAGACCUGCCAGAUUUUCUCUCUGCCCUUUUGUGGGUCUAACACAAUUAACCAUUUCUUCUGUGACCUUCCCCCGGUCCUCAAGCUUGCUUGUGGGAACACAUUUGUGAAUGAGAUAGCAGUCUAUGUAGUUGCUGUGGUAUUUAUCACGAUUCCGUUUUUGUUGAUUGUUAUCUCCUAUGGCAAAAUUAUCUCCAACAUUCUGAGACUGUCAUCAGCCAGAGGGAGGGCUAGAGCUUUCUCUACCUGUUCUUCUCACCUGAUAGUUGUCGUCUUAUUCUAUGGAACAGCUACUGUCACUUAUUUACAACCCAAACCAAGUCAGUCUGCAGAAAUUGGGAAACUGAUCUCUCUUUUCUAUACUGUUUUGAUCCCAACAUUGAAUCACAUUAUAUAUACUUUGAGGAACAAAGACAUCAUGGUAGCCCUGAGAAAACUGGUAACUAACUUAUCAACAUGA
Messenger RNA from Manis pentadactyla (Chinese pangolin), 966 nucleotides. RefSeq names its product olfactory receptor 10AG1-like. Gene Ontology annotation, cellular component: membrane. Bases 19 to 966 code for a protein of 315 amino acids. The record is from RefSeq and is a predicted model, not a curated record. Lineage: Eukaryota; Metazoa; Chordata; Mammalia; Pholidota; Manidae. The transcript has a single exon. Gene Ontology annotation, molecular function: olfactory receptor activity; G protein-coupled receptor activity. Gene Ontology annotation, biological process: G protein-coupled receptor signaling pathway.